This is a messenger RNA of Haemonchus placei, 1038 nucleotides long. The record is from the annotation of a GenBank genome assembly. NCBI's taxonomy places the organism in Eukaryota, Metazoa, Nematoda, Chromadorea, Rhabditida, Trichostrongylidae.
AUGGUCAUUGAUUUCAACGAUCUCCCUCCUGAACUGGUGUUAGCGAUUAUUUCGCGUCUGAGUUACGGUGACAUGUGUAAUUGUCUUAUGCUGAAUAGGAAGACGCGGGGUAUUAUCAACGCGAAUCUUCACUCUGUACCUCGGAUGUGGAUAACAAACAUAUCGCUUGACAGAGAAGGAGCGUCUCGAUUCAAACUUUCUGUUUCGAGAAAUUCAUUUAAAAGUCCUAAGAAAAACUGGUCAUGUAUUUUCAACAAAACUACCGCUGCUACCAAAAAAUCCGGUGAUAUUACCGACUUCUACAACAAUGAGGGUUUCUGUGGAUUGAAAUGGGAUAAAGCGAACAAAUCUACCGAGUUCGAUGUUCCAUCUAUAAGUACAGCACUCGAGGAACACCUCAGUUUUGUUCUUCUAAGAGCCAACGUUCUGUGUUUCAAGUUGGUUGAUCUCGACAACAAUGAUAUGGAAGUCGUUACCCGCGUUUUGCGCAAAUCCAAGUCUAAAGUUAGUCAUCUACAGUUGGUUGUGAAUCGCACGAUAUCUCAGGAAAUGGUGUCGGCCAUUGAUGCUACAGGAGCCGAGACAAUUGACAUAGUGAUGCGCGACUGUCACUUCUUUCAAAACCUUCCUUUCAAAAGUCAGGUGUUUCGAAAGGCAUGGUCUGUUACUGUGCGAGCCUCAAAUGAAGAUGGACGUGAUCUGUUGGAUAUCAACGACGAGGAUCUUCUUUCUCUCGAUGCGGAUUCCAUAGAACUGUUCGGGAUAACUAAUAUAACUGUUCAAGGGACACGAAAACUCAUACAUCAGUGGUUAGAUGGUCGGAGGAAGAUCUCAUUGGUGUACUACAGGCACUCCGAUGAGUAUGAAGCGGCAGAGUUGUUGCGUGGAAUUCCGCAUAAGAAUGAAGUCUCGCCGAUAGUCAUUACUCGUGCCGAUACCGAUGAAGAGCUAAAGUUGACAUGGGAUUCGUCGAAAUUUCGGUGUUUUACCGAUGAAGCAGACACAGAAGGCGAUGAUGAAUAUCCAGAUCUGUUGUGA